AAAUUUGGAAAAGUUGUAAAAAGUAAUAAAUAUCGCAUUGUAAUUAACUUUUGAGGCAUUUUAUUAAUAUUUUGUGGAUAAUAAGUUCGUUAGUAGGUCAAAAUGAAAUCCGGAAGAAUUUUAAUACUUCUCCUUACUUUCGUCGUUAUUAAAAAUGUGAACAGCCUCCAAAAGCGCUGUAUUGGUUGUCGAUCUAGGGGUGAAUUAGGUUCGUGCGGAGAUCCUUUUCCUUUCAAUGUGACAGAUCCAGAGGCUGAAGUUGGUAUACAUGUGGUUGCAUGUCCAUCAGGCUGGUGCGGAAAAAUGAUUGAAGGCACCACAGGGGCAUUCCGAACUGACGAUUAUGGUGCUGCUACUCAGAGAAUGUGUCUCCAAAGGUCUCCAAGUGAUGAUGAAGAGCGAUGCGCAUAUACAGUUUGGAAUCACAAAAAAGUAUACAUGUGUUUCUGUAAUGGAGAUCUCUGUAAUAGUGCGACCAAGGUGCCCUUCUUUUCUCCUGUAAUUUUGUUUACAGCAUUGGUGGUUGCAUAUAAUUUUUACUUUGCAGGCAUUUUAUGAUAUGGUAUGCUUUUGUUUUGUAAUCAAGGAUUCCCAUCUUACUUACCUAAUGAAUUUGAAAGAAAGUUAUUUCUAGUAU
Molecule: messenger RNA, 637 nt
Organism: Aricia agestis (brown argus)
Lineage: Eukaryota; Metazoa; Arthropoda; Insecta; Lepidoptera; Lycaenidae
Gene: rtv
Exons: 3
Coding region: 103-558 (151 amino acids)
Biological process (GO): sleep; positive regulation of voltage-gated potassium channel activity; regulation of synaptic transmission, cholinergic
Source: RefSeq, a predicted model, not a curated record